AGGGCAGCACCGGCCUGCAGAUAAUGCAGAAGAUUUUGUUUUUCAAUGAAUGGACGAGCCGUUUCUAGUUGGGAGCUGAUGGAGAGGAAAAGUUAAUCUGAUAUCUGUGGGAAGCACACGGAAAAGUUCCUAAUUUCCGCAUACGGCGAGUGGUUAUGGACUUGUGAAAAAACUAAUACCUCGGGAAGAUCAAAGGCUGGCAGAGCUUGAAGUCCAAAAAUCAGCACUUUGUCAGGAGCAAUGUAACUGCGGAUGUAAAACUUCCUGCUCUGUCAAAGCCUAUCAAUGCUUGAGGAGACGAUAUUCAUGGUGUCAGCCUCCUCCUGAAUGAGGUUUUUCGACGGCAAACUUCAGGCAGAGGUCAUCCGGAGGCAUGCCUGCAAACUCAGCCUCUAAAUCGGGUCAGAGCAAUGUGUCGGCCAAUCAGUCAUCCUGCUGUAUUCGCCUGCAUAUUUUUUACAAGAUUGUGAUCGCGGCAGUGGUGAUCCUAGUUAUUCUCCAGUAUUGCUUCAGUGCCAUAUCCGAAGGCCAAAAGCUCGAGCCACUGUUCCAUAUUGCACAUAAUAAAUUUUCCUCGAGGCCAAUCGGAAGAAUUAUCGCCUCCUCGUCAGUUGGCAGUCUUUUUGAAAGACAUGAAAAUGCAUCUCAAUCGUCAGCAAACGACAACGCAACAGUUUCUAAUAAUAUCUUACGCAGGUGCCCGCCUGUGCCACCAAAUUUAGAGGGCCCUAUUGUGGUGCACAAAGAAGAUGUAGCCUCGGAAGUUUUGGAGAAGAAACUUGGCCCAUUCCUUCACCCUGGUGGCUUUGGCAAACCUUCCAACUGCCAGGCUAAAGAAAGUGUGGCCAUCGUCAUACCUUACCGGUCGAGAGCAGUUCACCUUCGGGUUUUGCUUGCAAACUUGCACCCGUUGCUCCGUCGACAGCAGUUGGAGUAUGCAAUUUUUGUGGUCGAGCAGGCAGGAAAUGGGCCAUUCAACCGUGCCAUGCUGAUGAACAUUGGCUACAAAGAGGCCCUUAGACUGAAAAACUUCACUUGUUUCAUCUUCCACGAUGUAGACCUUCUGCCGGAGGACGACAGAAAUAUUUACUCUUGUCCAGAGCAGCCGCGCCACAUGAGCGCCGCAGUUGACAUCUUCAAAUACAAGCUACCUUACGCAGAAAUAUUUGGAGGUGUCAGUGCAAUGCGCAGGGAGCACUUUGAGAAGGUGAACGGCUUCUCUAAUGCAUUUUGGGGUUGGGGAGGUGAAGACGAUGAUAUGGCUAACAGAAUCAAGUUCCACAAACUCCACAUCUCUAGAUAUCCUACCAACAUAGCUCAUUACAAAAUGCUUGCUCACAAGAAGGAAAAGGCUAGUCCUAGCAGAUACAAGAUCCUCUACACAGGAAAACGGCGCUUCAAGACAGACGGUUUGAAUUCAUUGAAAUAUAAUGUAAAGAAAAGAGAACUGAGGCCCCUCUACACUUGGCUCUUGGUAGAACUGCUCAAGGGCCCAAACUCUAGCUGAUGGCACGCUUGGGCUGACAAAAUUUUGGGCCACCUUGUUAGCUAAAGAAAGUCAAAGGAUCUGAAUUUUGAUCUGAAAAGUGAUGGUCUGAAUUGUUCAGAUUUUGGACAAUAUUGGACUGGCAAAGUCAUCACCUACUUGCUUAAAAGUGAUUUUUGUUGGGCAUAAGUCUCAACCUCAACCGUGUUUUUGAUCAACCCAUAAAUGCUUCUCGUUAUAGAAUCUCGUAUGCAGAAUGAUAAAGAUUUUAGAUUUGUUGAAAAUCUUCCGAAAUUCAGAUCAAUGUUUUGGGAAAUUUCGUUAAAUAAAUCCUGGUUUCCCCUGAUCAGGUUUGUGAUAUUGACCUGGGCCCCGCUCGAAAUAAUGUGCAGGCUCUGUAAGUUUUGAUCCUGAAAAUGAUUGACAAACUUCCAUAAAAUACAGAUACCACCCCGGCUUGGAGUUUUACAUUUAUCUGAUAAAAAACAUAAAAAAUUCCAAGUUUAUUUUAAUAUUUUUCCGUGAUGGUUGCCAUUAUUUCGUUUCAGUUAAAUUGAAUAAAUCAUUGCUAAAUUUAAUGUUCAAUGCUCAAAUCAGUGGUAGGCUGUGUAAUUCUAGGUCAGAUAACCUCUGAAUUUGGUGUUUAUUUGGAAUCCACAUCAGAUUUUUAGAUCAUAUAAACUGUCGAUUGUUUUGAUGGUACAAUAUUUAUAUUUUUUAAUAUAACACAUCCCAUUUUAAAUUUAUCUCAUUAUUUUUCAGUAGCAUCUCAUGUAGUGGCAUUGCUUCUUAAGAAUAUCAUAAUUAUAAUAUCCAUUUGAAAAAAAUGCCAUAUUAUUCAUUUAAAACCUACAAAAUCCUGAGGCAGCUACUGCCUUUGGUUCCUAUGAUCUGAAAUUCUCACAAAUGUAAUCUGGUAGUUUUAAUGCCGGUGUGCUGCUAUUUGCUGCACACCUCUAGUCAUGUAUAAGUGGCUGAGGGGUUUUGUUACUAAUAUGAAAAUCGGAGGAAAAUAUGUUAACUUUGCACUUGGACUAAUUAUUGUAAAAUUUUGGGAAACCAACAGCCCUGGUGUAUCAUUAUCAUUCCAAAGAUUAGAGGAAUACAAAUAAAAAAAUUGUUACGCUAAAAAAAAAUACAUAUUUAAUAACAAAAUGCACCCAUAACACUAUGAAAACUAAGGUCCAAAGAAUAGUAAAAUUAAUAAUUGCAACUUAAAAAAACUAUAUUAACAUUAAUAAAUCUCUUUCAAAAGUUGUGUAAACUUAAGCUA
Neocloeon triangulifer is the source of this 2759-nucleotide messenger RNA. Its product is annotated as beta-1,4-N-acetylgalactosaminyltransferase bre-4-like. The record is from RefSeq and is a predicted model, not a curated record. Gene Ontology annotation, molecular function: N-acetyl-beta-glucosaminyl-derivative 4-beta-N-acetylgalactosaminyltransferase activity. Bases 374 to 1507 code for a protein of 377 amino acids. Lineage: Eukaryota; Metazoa; Arthropoda; Insecta; Ephemeroptera; Baetidae. The transcript is spliced from 6 exons. Gene Ontology annotation, biological process: carbohydrate metabolic process; glycosphingolipid biosynthetic process.